Dinoponera quadriceps is the source of this 1973-nucleotide messenger RNA. It is a transcript of the gene eIF4EHP, whose product is annotated as eukaryotic translation initiation factor 4E type 2. Gene Ontology annotation, molecular function: translation initiation factor activity; RNA 7-methylguanosine cap binding. Gene Ontology annotation, cellular component: eukaryotic translation initiation factor 4F complex; cytoplasm. The transcript has 6 exons. Lineage: Eukaryota; Metazoa; Arthropoda; Insecta; Hymenoptera; Formicidae. Bases 564 to 1220 code for a protein of 218 amino acids. The record is from RefSeq and is a predicted model, not a curated record. Gene Ontology annotation, biological process: translational initiation.
UAAUUCUAAUUUUUCAGUCUUAAUUUUCUUGUAUUAAAGUGUGUGUAACUAAUAUAUUACUUUGUGCCUACACCUUGUAUAUAUGUGUAAUGGAUGUAUGUAAUUUGACAGCAGAUCACCUACUGCGCAUAAUUGUCAAUUCAUAGGUUCGUUUCGUCAUAAUUUUUGUGUUUCGAAAUAUGAGAAACAAAAAUUGUUGCAACCGUUCUGUAACCGAGUGUACAUACUCACUUUUCAAACUUCUCGCAGCUGUUUACGGCGUAACGCGGUUAUCGGUACUGUCCACUAGUAUGACCAACGUACGAGUAUAAAAUUUCCGAUAGAGAGGUAGAGUGACGAAAAAAAGACAGAGAGAGAGAGAGAAAGGAAAAGAGAAGGUGCUGUGGAAAAGUCAACAAUUUGUCGAAAACAUCGCAGAUGCGAGAGCUCGCAACGUGCGCAUAGAAAAGGAGAGAGAGGAAGCGAAUCUUUUAUAUUUUUAUUCUCGUUUAAAUAGGAUAUACUGGUCGUUUGUUGCAUUUAGCGGUAUCCGCUUGUACGUUUGUAUCUCAGCAACUGAAAACAUGUCCAAUAAAUUCGAAACCGCUUACAGAUUGAAGGCUACCGAGGACAGCGGAGACGAGGAGUCCCAAUCAAAGGAUAAUCAAAAAGUCGACAAGGGUCCACUACCUCCGAUAGAAAUAAGUCCAAACGAACAUAAAUUACAGUAUGCUUAUGCACUCUGGUAUAGUCGACGUAGUCCUGGCAAACAAACUAGCAUACAAAGUUACGACCAAAAUUUAAAGUUGAUUGGUAGAUUUGCCAGUGUGGAGCAGUUUUGGGGUCUUUAUAGUCAUUUAUUACGACCUUCAGAAUUAACUACACAUACAGACUUUCAUCUUUUUAAAGUUGGCAUAAAGCCUAUGUGGGAGGAUGAAGCCAAUCAAAAAGGUGGUAAAUGGAUAGUAAGAUUACGAAAAGGUUUAGUAUCUAGAUGUUGGGAGAAUCUUAUAUUGGCGAUGUUAGGAGAACAAUUUAUGGUAGGGGAAGAAAUAUGCGGAGCUGUUGUAUCUAUAAGGUUUCAGGAAGACAUAAUAUGUGUAUGGAAUAAGACAGCGUCGGAUGUAGCGACAACAGCGCGGAUUAGAGAUACGUUAAGAAGAGUAUUACAUCUUCCAACUAGUGCCUCUAUGGAGUACAAAACCCACAAUGAGAGCUUGAAGAAUGUACAUCGGCUCUAAAUUUGUAUGAUUUUCGAGCACGAAAUGUUACGAGUCUUCGGACAAACUCACAGCUCUGAUUCGUAUCUCCCGGAAGAUCGCACAUCUGUUUGACAGGAUAUAAAUAAGACGCUGAAAAAUCAGAAACAUCCAUUUGACGGUACACUUUAUUCACAAGUGUCUGUAUUGUAACUUAUGUAAAUAAUAGAUACACUCAUUGGUAAUAAAUAAAUGCUCUUAUUUCCAAACUGUGCAAUAUCGAAAUAGCUUAUUCUUACGAUUAUUUUUACACACUUUUUAUCUCUAUCUAAUUUCGUGAAAAUAAAUCUUGAAAUAAUUUCCUCUCUCACCCCAAUUUAUUCUUCUACAUUAAUCGCAAAACAGUAUCCGUAAAAUAAAUUCAUCGAAUUUCAACCAUUAAUAUUUGAACUUUACUUUCUCAUGAUCUAGUUUCUCGUUAUAGGUGUUAUAUAUAUAUUAUAUCUUAAUCUCUUCCAAUGAUAGAAUAAAACAACAGGGAAAAUGUACUCUGUAUUGCAAACAUAUUUAAUACUUAAAACUCAAGCCAACUUUAUACAUAGGAAGACCAGCUGUACAUGAGAUCAUGUCACACGAUGACUAUUGCGAAUGAAAAACUGUAUCACAAUAACUCUAUAUACAACAUCAAGAUUUUCGUAAGAGUUAGCGCGAGGUGUGCGGAUAUGAAUAUUUUUAUGUUAUAUCGUAUUUUAUAUUAUGUUACAUGUGUAUCUUUCAUUACGUUAUAAACAAUUU